UUCACAAACACGUGUGUUUUGCAGAAGCGUGGUUCACUAGUUUUCGUGUCGUGCUAUUGAUUAGUAAGGGUUUUUUAAUAUUAGGAAAUACAAAAUUAAUAAAAAAGAAAUGAAGCAAAAGAAGGGAGAUAUUAGCAUAAAAUCACCGCUAAACGGUGUAAAGAAGCAAAAGAAUGGGGAAUUCAGUACACCUGCGAAGGGAACCCCGGCUAAGACUCCUCAAAAGAAAACGGGCAAAACUCCUGUAAAGGUAUUACCUCCAAAGAAAGUUGAGGAGGAAGAGGAAGAUGACUCUGAAGAGGAAGAAGACUCUGGUGCAGACGUCGCAGCAGGCCUGGGUAAUGAAGAGGAAGAUUCGGACGAAGAAGAACAGGAAGAAGGGGACUCCGAUGAAGAAGAAGAUGAUGAAAACUCAGAUUUAUUGGAUAACGAAGCUGAAGAUGAUGAUGAUGAUGAAGACGAUGACGAUGACGAUGACGACGAUCAAGAUGAAGAUGAGGAGGACGAAGAACCAGUGGAAGCACCCAUUGAAAAAAAUGCGCCUGUUACUCCAGCCAAGACUACUAAGGCUAAAAAGGCAAAGGUUGAAGACGAUACUGGUGUACCAAAAAUUAAAACGGGUGCACUUCCUAAAACUUUUCCAAAAGAUCAAGUACUUGUGGUGAAAAACCUUCCUAAGGCAUACAAACAAAUUGAUCUCGUUGAAGUUUUUGCAAAGUUCGGAACUUUACAUACCAUUCACAGCAAUCAUGGGCCUGUCAGUAGCAUUGCAUACAUUGCAUAUACAUCGCCUGAAGAAGCGGAAGCUGCGCAAGAAGCAACCAACAAUAAGGCUAAAGUAAAAGGUGCGGUCUUAAAAGUGAAAAUUCAAGUACCAAAUCCAAAAAAACUAAAGAAGGCUGAAAACAAACAAAAAUCUUCCGAAGAUAAAAAACUUAGUGUGUUUAUUAAGAAUUUGAAGAAAGAUACUACCGAAGAUCAAGUCAAGGAACAUUUUAGCAGUUGCGGUGAAAUCGAAAGUGCUAAAUUAUAUCCACGUGUGACAUACUGUAAUGGCUAUGUAAACUUCAAAGAGGAAUCUGCGGUAAAUGCAGCUCUUAAUUUACAUAAUUCAAUUCUUAACGGAGUGAACAUUUGGGUACUUAGACCUGCUAAGCAUACGGAAGAAACAAAAGAUCCGCAACGCACAGUUCUUAUUAAAAAUAAUCAGGACUUAUCAUGCUUAGAACCGUCGAAAUUGGAGUCAAUCUUUUCAAAAUGUGGAGAAAUAGAAAGCUAUUCUAUAUUGUGCAAGAAAAACGUUUUGGCAUUUGUGACUUUCAAGGACCCAAAAGGAGCUAGGAACGCCUUAAAAUUGAAUGGUACAACAGUGGGAGGUUUUGAUUUAGAACUUGAAGAAUACAAAACGAUUACCCCCAAAAUUAAAACAUCAGUCUAUGUGCAGAAUGUAAAGCCUGGUGUAACUGAGGAAGAAAUUCGCGAACUAUUCGCCGCAACCGGGCCUAUUGAGAAAGUAACUGUUUGUACCAACUUUGCAUUUGUUCAAUUCGCGGAUGUUGACAGUUUUUGCAAAGCUUUCCUCCUAAACGAGUCAUUUUUACGUGGGCAGAUGAUCUUUUUGGAGCCAUAUUCGUCAAGAAAACAGGCUAUAAUCAAAGCCAAUCAGAAAAAGCAAGCUUUCAGUAGAAAGAGACCGGCUCAGCACAGCGCAGGUGGAUUUGCUAAAAAGGUCAAGUCUAACUAAAUUGUUUUAAAAAUGGAAAUAAAGCAUGCUGCUGCAUGUAUUUUUAAUUUCUUUAACAUAAAAU
Messenger RNA from Ceratitis capitata (Mediterranean fruit fly), 1808 nucleotides. RefSeq names its product DNA-binding protein modulo. The coding region runs from base 110 to 1744 and encodes 544 amino acids. NCBI's taxonomy places the organism in Eukaryota, Metazoa, Arthropoda, Insecta, Diptera, Tephritidae. Gene Ontology annotation, molecular function: RNA binding. The record is from RefSeq and is a predicted model, not a curated record. The transcript is spliced from 4 exons.